AUGAAAUUUUUGCCGCCUGCAAAAUAUCCAAUGGUUGAAUCAUGGCUCUUUUUCGGUUCACCAACUCCAAUGCUGAUAAUCUUCACAAUCUACCUUUUAUCUGUCAUUAUCGGAUCAAAAAUAAUGAAAAAUCGGAAGCCCUUAAAGCUACACUCCCUCAUCAGAGUUUACAAUCUCUUACAAAUUGCCGGAUGCACAUAUUUCUCAUAUAUUGCACAUUUUAAAUUCGGAUAUAAUGCAUUAAAGUCAACUUGGAGAUGUGAGACGAAUGACAUGUACAUCGAUACUUACGAUGAUCUUGUGCAAGUUUUUAGUCUCAGCUGGAUGUUCUUUUGGUUGCGACUUAUUGAACUUCUUGAGACAAUUUUCUUCAUUUUAAGGAAGAAGCAGAAGCAAGUAUCAGUUCUACAUGUUUAUCAUCAUAUCAGUACUUUGGUGUUUUUGUACCUUGGAAGUCGAUAUUCAGCAGAGGUCAUGGACAUCUACUGUGUCGUCAUCAACAACGAUGUUCACAUAUUGAUGUACAUUUAUUAUUUCCUGAGCUCUUUCAAAGCUUUACAGGCAUGGCUAUUGAAGUUAAAGCCUGUAAUGACAACAAUACAAAUAAUUCAACUCAUUCUUAUCUUUGGACAGUGUGUUGCUGAGGAAGUUUGUGGAACAUGUCAUCUGUUUCAUUUGGGAAUGUUUCAGAUCACUGUUUUGUUAAUGUUUUUUGGGAAUUUCUAUUAUCAGAAUUAUAUGAAGAUGAAGGCAAGGAAGAUUGAUGCGAGAAUGGGUUUAAAAAUUGAUUGA
Chironomus riparius is the source of this 792-nucleotide messenger RNA. Lineage: Eukaryota; Metazoa; Arthropoda; Insecta; Diptera; Chironomidae. The record is from the annotation of a GenBank genome assembly.